Acyrthosiphon pisum (pea aphid) is the source of this 1125-nucleotide messenger RNA. RefSeq names its product protein disulfide-isomerase 2-like. NCBI's taxonomy places the organism in Eukaryota, Metazoa, Arthropoda, Insecta, Hemiptera, Aphididae. Gene Ontology annotation, molecular function: protein disulfide isomerase activity. Gene Ontology annotation, cellular component: endoplasmic reticulum. The record is from RefSeq and is a predicted model, not a curated record. The transcript has 5 exons. Gene Ontology annotation, biological process: protein folding. Bases 424 to 1125 code for a protein of 233 amino acids.
CUCAGAAAACCCCGAAACGAUGUUCAGCGAUUAUGGGAGACACAAUACUUACCGUAAUUACGUCAUGUCAUUAAAUUCGAUAAGUAGGCAUAGUAAACAUUAUGUUUAUGAUUAAUAGAGUGUAAGAUUUUUUUUUUUUAAAUAGUCAAUUUGGUAGAUUUUUAUCAUCACUAUUUAUUUUUUAUUUUGAUUAACAUUGACCUUUAAAACAAAACCACUCAAUACGAUUUUCAUCGAUUAAGUAGAGGGGAACGAUCUACGGUAUCCAACGUUACGGUUCUUUUUUAUUUUUACAAGAAAACUUAAUUUAUCACUCUGCCGUGGUAACAAUACUGUAUUCCACUACGGAAAUUCUCUCGAUUUGAUUAUAUUAAAUCCUAACAUCGGGACAUUCAAAUUGGACAGGCGUUUUCAACAAAAGUCAUGCCUAUCGAGACGGAUACUCCUGACGAUGACGAUGACGUGGACAUGCAGGGCUUAUUGUUAGCUAUUUUAGCAUCGUCAUCGUGGCCGUCGACGACCGGCGGCAACGAAGACGACGACGGCAACAAAAACGUCGGGUGGAAAAACGUGCCGGGUGGAAGUCACGUGCGGACACUGGACGAGACGAAUUUCCGGGAGACGAUCGGAGAAAAUUGCUGCGUACUGGUGUUUUUCCACGCUGAUUGGUGUAGAUAUUGUGCGCCGAUAAAACCGGUGUUCGCUGACGUUACAGCCGCGUUGCAGGGUGAUCAUUGCAUCGUGGCCGCCGCCGUGGACUGUACGGAUGACACCGAGUUGGCGAUUCGGUGCAACGUCGACGGGCUACCCACCAUGCUGUUCUUCUGGAACGGUGAACAGACAAAGACGGUGCGAUACCAAGGUGACUGGUUGGAGGCAGAUAUGCGGCUGUUUGCGGUCAACAUGUCCGCCAAUGCGCAUCGAAAGCCCAAAAAAACAAUGGCGUUAAAUACAACAAAACAUCAACGUAACUACCCGUAUUUAUCUUUAAUUAGCGUCUUUAGUUAUUUGGAUAAAGAAUUAAAUAGGCGGGGAAAGGAGUCUGAGCUUCACUCACCUUGGCACAAGCCAGAAUUGUGUUACUAUCAAGACUAUAAUUUUGAAAGUUGUAAUAAAUCAUUAUAA